Molecule: messenger RNA, 5290 nt
Organism: Pipistrellus kuhlii (Kuhl's pipistrelle)
Lineage: Eukaryota; Metazoa; Chordata; Mammalia; Chiroptera; Vespertilionidae
Gene: TLE3
Product: TLE family member 3, transcriptional corepressor
Exons: 20
Coding region: 1085-3457 (790 amino acids)
Biological process (GO): negative regulation of canonical Wnt signaling pathway; regulation of DNA-templated transcription
Cellular component (GO): transcription regulator complex; nucleus
Molecular function (GO): protein binding; transcription corepressor activity
Source: RefSeq, a predicted model, not a curated record
UUUUGUUACUUUUCAGUCCCUAUUUGGAACUGCUCUCGCGGCAGUUCAGACCUCGUGCUUGUACCCCCUCGCCUGUCUGUGUGUGGUAUCCGCAGGUCCGGGGCACUUUUUGGCGUGUGUGUGUGUGUGUGUGUGUGUGUGUGUGUGUGUGUGGUGUUUAGGGGGUUUGUCGUGGCGCAGAGCGGAGGGCCGCGCCGGGGGAAGGAAGGAAGCCACAGCUCCUGGUCUCCGGCCGCGUCUCCCUCCUGCGUUCUGCCUGCGCGCUCCGAGGCCACUGUGGCGGCGCUGAGCGCUCCUCGCUGGGGACACGGCGUCGGAGCGGGGAGCCGCGAGGACCCUUUUGCGGAGGCUUUCGGUGCCGCUGGAAUUAAGAUGCCAGGUCCGCUGAUUUGCACCCACUGAGCCGGAGUUUUCUUCGCGGCCCUGGGAAGGGCUGGCUGCGGCGGCGGCGGCGGCGGCGGCAGCAGCAGUAGCAGACCGAGCAGCAGGCUCUCCUCUCCCAGGGGGGGGCGGCGGAGCGCCCGCUCCGGGCUCCCGCCCUCAGCCUCCAGCGUUCCUGAGGCCCCUACCCGCCGCCUCGGAGCUGGCCUUCUUCCUCUUCUCGCCGGCCUCUGGUUUGGACCCCAGCGCCACCAAUGCUGGGUCUGCCCCGGGGCGCUCCCAUCCCAUCUCAGUGAUUGGAGGGACCCACGCUUGCCCCUGGAGGGGCCCUGGCCUCGGGAGCCGUGCUGGACCCGCCGGGGAGGAGACCAUGUCCACGCAGCCCCCGGUUCUGACGCGCUCCUCGCAGAAGGGCGAAGGCAGCCGGCCACAGCCCGCCUAGUCCUAGGCUCACAAAGCCUGCGCCCGCAGCCCGACCGCGGUGCCCGCCGACGACUUUGCCGCCAGCUUCCCGGCUCUUUGUCUCCGCUUGGGUGGGCGCCCGACUCUGGGAUUUCGCUGUGAGAGCGGGCUGGGGGGGCCGGGGGCGAGCUCUCGGUUUGCCGGCCGCCCCCCGCUCGGGCUUGGCUCCCUCCUCCCCCGCGUCUCGCUGGCCCGGACUCUCGGCGCUUCCACUCUCUGCGAAUCACGACCCCUCCCUGCCAUGUAUCCGCAAGGCAGACAUCCGGCUCCCCAUCAACCCGGUCAGCCGGGAUUUAAAUUCACAGUGGCUGAGUCUUGUGACAGGAUCAAAGACGAAUUCCAGUUUCUGCAAGCUCAAUAUCACAGCCUCAAAGUGGAAUACGACAAGCUGGCGAACGAGAAGACGGAGAUGCAACGCCAUUAUGUGAUGUACUAUGAGAUGUCCUAUGGCUUGAACAUUGAAAUGCACAAGCAGACAGAGAUUGCGAAGAGACUGAACACAAUUUUAGCACAGAUCAUGCCUUUCCUGUCACAAGAGCACCAGCAGCAGGUGGCGCAAGCUGUGGAACGUGCCAAGCAGGUCACCAUGACGGAGCUGAAUGCCAUCAUCGGGGUACGUGGACUCCCCAAUCUGCCUCUCACCCAACAGCAGCUCCAGGCGCAGCACCUCUCCCAUGCCACGCAUGGCCCCCCGGUCCAGUUGCCACCCCACCCAUCAGGCCUCCAGCCUCCAGGGAUCCCCCCGGUGACAGGGAGCAGCUCAGGGCUACUGGCACUUGGAGCCCUGGGCAGCCAGGCCCACAUGACAGUGAAGGACGAGAAGAACCACCAUGAACUGGAUCACAGAGAGAGAGAAUCCAGUGCGAACAACUCGGUGUCACCCUCGGAAAGCCUGCGGGCCAGUGAGAAGCACCGGGGCUCUGCAGACUACAGUAUGGAAGCCAAGAAGCGGAAGGCUGAGGAAAAGGACAGCCUGAGCCGAUACGACAGUGAUGGGGACAAGAGUGAUGAUCUAGUGGUGGAUGUUUCCAAUGAGGACCCAGCAACACCCCGGGUCAGCCCAGCACACUCCCCUCCUGAAAAUGGGCUGGACAAAGCCCGUGGCCUGAAAAAGGAUGCCCCCACCAGCCCCGCCUCGGUGGCCUCCUCCAGCAGCACACCUUCCUCCAAGACCAAAGACCUUGGCCAUAAUGACAAAUCCUCCACUCCUGGGCUCAAGUCCAACACACCCACCCCGAGGAACGAUGCCCCAACUCCAGGCACUAGCACGACUCCAGGGCUCCGGUCGAUGCCAGGCAAACCUCCGGGCAUGGACCCGAUAGGUAUAAUGGCUUCAGCCCUGCGCACGCCCAUCUCCAUCACCAGCUCCUACGCAGCGCCCUUUGCCAUGAUGAGCCACCACGAGAUGAAUGGCUCCCUCACUAGCCCCAGUGCCUACGCCAGCCUCCACAACAUCCCGCCCCAGAUGAGUGCGGCUGCCGCCGCCGCCGCUGCCGCCUAUGGCCGAUCGCCAAUGGUGAGCUUUGGAGCUGGCUGGCCUUGUUUUGCUUUACAGGUUGGUUUUGAUCCUCACCCCCCCAUGCGGGCUACAGGCCUGCCCUCAAGCCUCGCCUCCAUUCCUGGUGGAAAACCAGCCUACUCUUUCCAUGUGAGUGCUGAUGGGCAGAUGCAGCCUGUGCCCUUUCCCCACGAUGCCCUGGCAGGCCCCGGCAUCCCCAGGCACGCCCGGCAGAUCAACACACUCAGCCAUGGGGAGGUGGUAUGUGCCGUGACCAUCAGCAACCCCACGCGGCACGUCUACACAGGUGGCAAGGGUUGUGUGAAGAUCUGGGACAUCAGCCAACCAGGCAGCAAGAGCCCCAUCUCCCAGCUGGACUGCCUGAACAGGGACAACUACAUCCGCUCCUGCAAGCUGCUCCCCGAUGGGCGCACGCUCAUCGUGGGCGGCGAGGCCAGCACGCUCACCAUCUGGGACCUGGCCUCACCCACACCUCGCAUCAAGGCCGAGCUGACGUCCUCCGCCCCUGCCUGCUAUGCCCUGGCCAUCAGCCCUGAUGCCAAAGUCUGCUUUUCCUGCUGCAGUGAUGGGAACAUUGCUGUGUGGGACCUGCACAACCAGACGCUCGUCAGGCAGUUCCAGGGCCACACAGAUGGGGCCAGCUGCAUAGACAUUUCCCACGAUGGCACCAAACUGUGGACUGGGGGGCUGGACAACACUGUGCGCUCCUGGGACCUGCGGGAGGGCCGGCAGCUGCAGCAGCAUGACUUCACCUCUCAGAUCUUCUCGCUGGGUUAUUGCCCCACUGGGGAAUGGCUGGCCGUGGGCAUGGAGAGCAGCAAUGUGGAGGUGUUGCACCACACCAAGCCGGACAAGUACCAGCUGCACCUGCACGAGAGUUGCGUGCUCUCCCUCAAGUUUGCCUACUGCGGCAAGUGGUUUGUAAGCACUGGGAAAGAUAACCUUCUUAACGCCUGGAGGACACCGUAUGGAGCCAGCAUAUUCCAGUCUAAGGAAUCCUCGUCUGUCUUGAGUUGUGACAUUUCAGCGGAUGACAAAUAUAUUGUAACAGGCUCUGGUGACAAGAAGGCCACGGUUUAUGAGGUCAUCUACUAAGCAAGAACUCUAACAGGGCUGUCAAACUCUGGGAGAAACAGACUCGACUGUGACAGGGAGAUCCUGGUGCGGGCCCCCCAGGAAGGCGAGGCCGGAGCAGCCGAGCGUUCCGCUGCGCGGUGGCAGGCUGGGCGGUUGCCGGCACUGUGCGGCUCCGGGCCGAGGUGACGUGUCCCACAGACUCCGAUGGAUUUCUCUCCUCUUCCCCAUCACCGUGCUGGCAGAUGCUACUAAUAGAUGUAUGUGGAGGCUCAUGGCUCCAGCUCCCCAAAGACACCCUCGUGAAUCUCUAUCUUUCCUUACCCUUUCUUUUGACCCGUCCCCUGACCUGGGUUGGGGACACUGGAGUGGACCACAUACCUGUGCCAGGGAUGGGGAUCUUAUUUUCUCGCUUGUGCAGCGCACAAGAUUUGUGAAAAAUGUAAAUAACGGACUCCUAUCUCAGACUGGUCAGUGGGGAAGGAGGCUCCUUCUCACCAGAAAUGCUAGCCGUGUAUUUCGCCUGCUGUAUUUGUAAUCCACUCAUGGUGGUGGUGUUUUGUGUUCUCUUUUUAACAGAAGUUUCCAGUUCCCUCCUGGGAGGGGCAUCAGUGAGGGGGAGAAAUGGGAGAGAAAUCCUGGGGUGGAGAAAGGGAACUGCAGCUGGUAACCAGACUGACCAGUCGGGUCCCUUGGAAUGAGGGUGCCUCCAGGUGGCCCUGGGAUGGUCCCAGGAGGGUCAAGACCACGCCAGACAGAGGACAGUCAGUGCCUGAGGUGAGCCCGGCCAGAACUGAGGGCACAGCGCCUGUCAGAUUUUUCUGUGGCCGCCCUUGCUGCCUGGCUCCUGUCACCCUCUCUCAGGGCUCUGACUAGCUCACUCACUGUCCCUGCCUCCAUCUCUUUGGUGCACAGGUGGUCAUGUUGGGAAAUGGAGUUCAGAGGAACUCCCUCUUCAGCCCUUCUUAAUCUGCAGACAAAACCUAAAAAGGACAGAAAGUUAGAGGAAAGCAUAGCAACUCAGCUCAGGGAGCUACCAGAGAAAAACAGCAACUGAUGUGGGUGCUUUUUUUUUUUUUUUUUAAUUUGAAUAAAGAGUUAGAAGUGACGUCCUUUUAUAAAAUGCCUUCUCCCCUUUCCUGCCUGUGACCCGUCCCUCCUCCACCCCCAAGGGAAAGUGUAUUUAAUCUGCGGGAUUGAGUCUGGCAGGGCUGCAGGCGCUGAGGACACUAGGAGGUGGGUGGGGGCACCGAUGUCCUGGCACCCUGGUGACUUUUGCAGCUUUCAGUCUCUUGAGCCCAAACAGGUUACAAGUAGAAUAUUGUCUCUUGCAAGUACCCACUUUUUGUUACCAAAAUGUUCCAAGGAGUUUGGCUGUUUUUUUCUUUUUUCCUUCUUUUAAGGAAAAGCUAAAGGCCCUUUGAGUCCUGGUGGUGGGCUCUCCAUGGAUGUAAGUGUAUGGAAGAUAAUUUUUAUACUGCAUUUUUAUGACUUAUUUUAUAAUGUGUAAUUCUGUCUGGUGGGAAGGAAGGAGGAGCUCUGGUGAAAACUGCCUGUAUUCAGUGAUCUUGCUCCUAGGCCAGCAGCUCCUGUGACGUGAUGAGGAGGCCAUGGAGGCUGGCCAGGCACCCAUUACCUUUCUGAGGUUGGGGAGUGUUGGCUAGAAUCUGUCUCUCCCUGUGUCUCUGUCUCUGUCUCUCUCUGUCUCUGUCUCAGCUGUUCAUCUGCCACUGUUGUUAAGGCUGUAGCCACAAGGGAGGGUGAGGGUAGAAGUUGAUUCCUGAAGAAAGAAGAAAAUGAAAAGUAAUUGUAAUGAGCUGUUUUUAUAUUUUUAAAAGUUACUAUUUAAAGGUU